GGGAUUUUCUGAAGUCCUUUAUUGGGUGUAGGUGAACAUGUGCAAUGACAGUUUUGGGCACCUAGUUACGCGGUAAUCAGAAAAUGGUUUUAUGUCAACCUAACCUGACCCAUAUUGCUUUGCAGCUUUUGAGAGAAAGACUCUCAAAAUGUUAAUUGAACUAAAGGCAGCGGUGCGAGACCUUAGGGCUGCAGUAGCAGAAUGCAGGUGUAAUAUGGGGACAGCAGCACUGGAGGAGACCAGUGGUUUGCUCGGGGAUAUUCUGCCAGAGCCACUUUCAACCUGUGAAGAGUGGGAAGAAUUAGAGAGCAAGCUAGAGGACAAUAGUACAAGGAGGAACCUUGCGGAUAGACUAGCAGUCCUGGGUGGUGCAAAUCUCGAUGAUGUGGUGCGUGUCAUAAUGGAAACAUGCACCAAGAAAUCACUGCAGCAGAAGAUUACGGUUGAGGGCCGGAAUGGAAAGCGAUCCUUCAAGGGCACACGCCUUUUUGACUGUGUCCUCACUGCCGUCCAUAAGCGGAUGGACACCCUCAAAGUCCCUGUAACGGACAAAGAGAUCACUGCCCGUGUGGGACGAUACUUGACCUGCGCAGGUGACAGGGAAGGCGGAAGGAAACAAAGAGCUGUGAGGCAUUAAAGCGGUUUGCUUAUUUCCUGGGUAAGAUAUUCGUAGAUUACU
Ornithodoros turicata is the source of this 679-nucleotide messenger RNA. RefSeq lists its product as uncharacterized. The record is from RefSeq and is a predicted model, not a curated record. The coding region runs from base 149 to 637 and encodes 162 amino acids. The transcript has 3 exons. Lineage: Eukaryota; Metazoa; Arthropoda; Arachnida; Ixodida; Argasidae.